Molecule: messenger RNA, 458 nt
Organism: Spodoptera frugiperda (fall armyworm)
Lineage: Eukaryota; Metazoa; Arthropoda; Insecta; Lepidoptera; Noctuidae
Product: protein FAM32A-like
Exons: 2
Coding region: 62-409 (115 amino acids)
Cellular component (GO): nucleolus
Source: RefSeq, a predicted model, not a curated record
UUCACUGCAGCUGCUUAUUUUUUUCGAUAAUAAUUUCGAUAACUUAACAAAUCUGUUCGAGAUGAGUGAUUUAGACGAAUACGCUUGUGUUAGCAGAACACAACUAAAAAUUAAGGACACGACUGGAAUUAAAAAGAAAAACAAGAAGAAGAAGUCUAGUAAAGAGAAGGAAAAGCUGAUGGAAAACGAAGUGAAACAACAAAUACAACAACAACAAACUACAAAUACUGUUGUAAACACUAAAACAAAGGCUGAGAUGGCGUUUCAGAAGAUGCAGGAGAAAAUGCAAAGGCAGAGGAUUCAACAAAAAGCUGAGAUGACUCACAAGCAGAGGGUGGAGCAAUUCAACCAACGUCUAGACAACCUCACAGAACACUUUGAUAUACCUAAAGUAUCUUGGACUAAGUAAUUAGGUUAUUAUUAUUACUUUAAGUUUUGUAAAGUAGCUUGGUAUACCU